AAAAUUUUCAAAAAUGUUUCAAAAAUCAACUGCAAAAUCAAAGGGCUUGCUUAAAAAUAGUUGAAUAACAGAAGCUAAGCCAGUUCAAUUUAAACCUCAAGAGCCCUCUCAAAAUCAAACUUCAAAAACCUUGAACCCUGAUUCUUGCCCAUCAACCUCUCGUAGAUUCAAAAGAAAGUACUGAAAGGCUUAUAAAUUAUCUCGAAUUGACCAGACAGAGAAUGAAUCCUGAAACAUCCAUUUAAACCGGAAGGGAAUGGGUAAAAGAGUCAUGUCUCAGCAAGCCUUGAAGCCUAAAAUUACAUUAAAAUCGAAACCUCGGAAAAAGAAAUGCACAAAAGAUGCCCAUACCAAGAGCCACAAGCAAAAGAGGAUUCUUAAGUCUCAUAGAAGCCACAAAACUGAAAGGAAUAAGCUACAUUCCAGACCAACUAUGAUCAUCAAUGCUAAAUCUAGAAGCAGUCUUUCUAGACCUGAUAGCCCAAAUUUUUGCAAACCCAAGGAAUUUAGAAACAACCCUUUAGAAAGUCAGAAUGUGUGUGAUACUACUGAAGAUACUUACCAAAACAACGCUGGUAGGUCAUCGACUUGUUCGAUGCCUCUGACAGAGACUUCCAAGAAGAUCUUAAGUCCGAAAGAACCUCGCCACAGUAUGGAUUUACCCUUACAGAAAAAUACCCCAGCACUGAAUUGAAAAGAAGUCUCUCCGAUUUUAGAAGACUCUAAGGGAGAAGAUACCAUAGUUGAUGAGAUAGAGGCAUUUCCUUCAUCAUGUGCCAACAAAUUUACAGGUAUCAAGCUAUGUCAGAGAAGAGAAUCUAAUCUUAAUCAUGAGCGGUCCACUGGUCCCAAAAGAUCUCAUACAGAGUCUAUAAAACCGUACAAAAAGUCUGAAUUUGUUGGAAAACUUGCCAAUAAGCUUGCUAAAUAAACUUAUCAGCUCUGUAAAAUUAGAAUUUCAAAAGGAAAAAUGCAAAACUCUUAGCUCAAUCCAAAAGAUGAAGAUCAAAACUAAUGCAAGCCAGGAUUCUCAAAGAGGGUUGAAGUUAGUCACUAAAGAACAGAUGCUAUUCAAAAGAGUUGCCAAAGAAGGGGAUCUUAAGAAACUUCCCAAUCUGAGGAAAAGCAAGAAAGCUAAGUCAAAAAAGAGCUCCCCCAAAAUUACAAAAACUAUGUUUAAGUCCAAGCCAAAUUUGAAUAAGGAGAAUAGACUUAAGCAAAUAGGACUUGAAUUCAUGAAAUUCAUUCCUAAGAGAUUAAAGAAUAAAAAGAUCAAGAGAAAGUUUAAAACUAAAGGGUACAAGUCUAACCAGAGACCUGAGAACCAGUAUUUUACAAACCCAGGAAUUACUAGUACCAAAUCAGAUAGAUCUCUCCACAUUGAGUUUGAGCCAAACUUAGAAAACGGCCAAAUCAAUCUCAUUCCUCACAUCGAAGAGAUCCCUUCUAAUGCUCCCAAAACAGACCUAAACCCUGAGAAUUUCCUCCAAAUCAGUGAAAUUCCACUUAACCCCAAUAAAUCCCCCCAAAAACUCCAAUCCGCAGCUAUAGGCACAAGUUUCACUGCCCCUUUCCACCCUCUCUCCACCUCUGACAAAAAUCUCACUUGAAAUCUCCUCCAGACCCCCUCUCCAAGACCUAAAAUCUCUACUAAGUCCACAUCCCCAAUCCCCCAAUCCUUCCAUGCCCGCCUAAGAGAUCCUGCUUCUGUUCACACUCAAACUUGUAAAAUUACAAAAAUUUCAUCGGAAAUUCCAGAUUUUAGAAAUUUUGAAUUUUUUGUGCAUAAAUUUUUGGGUGUGAAGAAUAGUGGGUUUCUUAGGGGAGAUUUAGAGGGGAUGUAUAAGGCGAGGAUGGUUUCAGGAAGGAGGUAUAGGGAACGGAGUGGUUUACUUGAGAAGUGGAUCGAUGUAGAACAAACUGAGAUUUAAGAACCUCAACAAUCUUCUAUCGAACCAAUAUGCACAAGCUUCUAAAAUAAUUGAAAACCUGGAAAAGACCAAACAGAUCGUGGUCGACAAGAUCUUACGAAGAAGGAUCAAAGGCAUUAGCGAAGGAGCCAACAGGGCUCAUGCCUCCUUCGAGCUACCCGAGGCCUGAAGUGAGCUAGCCGAGGACUUAAGCAGUGAAAUGAAUAGAACAACCAAUUCAGAGAUUUGUAAUGUACUGAGAAGGAGAAGAGUAAGGGUAGGAGCCAGGAUAUGUGAGAGGAAGAAGAGGGAUAGUGGUAAGGAGAGUGGAGACAAGCAGUGUGGCGUAUCCUCUUCAUCGGAUGUGUCUUAUGAGAGCUCGCUGCAGUGCUCUGAUCAUAGAGUAUCUUUUGAUAAACCUAAAGAUGAGUUUAACUCUGACCUAGAAGAUAUGAGUAGUCCUCAAGUUAUUAUUGAGCCUUUUUACAGAACACCUAAAAGCCCAGUUCCUCAAGCAUCAGAAGAGAGGAUAGAAGACUCUUUUGCAGACUCAAGACGAUCAAAAGUGAGUCUGGACACUCUAGAAAGUUUAGAAAUUCCAUCAUCUCCUUCUAUGCUAAUUGAAUCCGGGAGAAGCAAUAAUAUUGACGAUCCCCUCAUGCCUGUUGUACCUCACAAUACAAGCCAUAAAAUUCAGAAUACUCAAAAUGAUAAAGAUUUGGUUGAUCCUAAAUUCAAAGAGCAGAGUGAUGCUAUAGCAGAUCAGAUUCUCCACUCUAUGCUUUGAGAGCUAGACAAUGACUCUGGAAUCAACAAAGCCCUUAACAGAGGAGAGCCAUUCGAAGAAUUGCCUAGCUUCCUAAACAGAGGAAUUCAGACAGAUGGUCUUGCUGUUAUAGAAUACCUCAAUAAACUAUUCACUAAGAUCCGAAGCGACAGAGAUUUCUUCCUUGAGUCUCUUUCAACUCCUCUUAAUCGAGACCCAUUAGAGAUUUUGAGAAAUUUACAAGAUAUUGAACUAGAUUCAGAUGACUCUGAUUCUGAGAACACUCCUUUCCAACCUAGCAUACUUCCUGUAGAGCUCUAUCUCGAAAUUGAAAAGCAAGGUAAAGAGAAGCAAAACAAAGAGGCUAAGAAAUGCAUUGAAGACCCUCUCGCAGACCUUGAAAACUCUGAUGAUGAAGAUAGUAUAAUGGCAGACUGGGAAAAUAUUCAUAACAAAGUUAUAUUUGAUUGCGUCAAUGAAGUUUUGGAUAACUAUCGGCCUUAUGGCCUUCGAGGCCCACCUCUCUCCUGGAGCAUAAAUCCUAGAACCCUUACUUAUAAAUAUAGCGAGACUGACAGGAUAGAUGAGGUACUUUUAGAAUGCCAAGAAAAAAUCAUGGCAUGGGCUGGCAUCGAAGCAGGUACUUUAACAAACAGCGAUACUUUACUGACUGCUCCACAGGAGAUUAAACAAGUUUUGACUGAACAACAAUUCCUUACCCAAGUGCGGGAAGAAAGAUUGACAAAUCUUCUUUCAGAAGAAAUCAACAAUGCAGAGCCUCUCUGGCUAGAUUACGAAUAUGAAGAAACACAAGUCAAGUUAGAUCUUGCAGAUAUGAUCCUGCAGGAUCUUUGAUAUGACACAAUCAGAGAACUGAAUAGAAUCCACAAAGGGGAUGGUGCAUCAGGUGAUUUUAUAGAUAAAUUAUUUAAAGAAACAGAACCCAAACAUGAGCCACCGAUUAUCUUACAGAAUGAUAAAUCUCCAGUGAAUGUACCAGUUAAAGCAACUUCAGAAGGGAUUGAUGUUUCUCAAGGAACUCCUGAAGUUAGAAAUACAUUGAAUAGGUCAGUUUAAUGGAUUACAUAGUAAUUCAAAUAAUCUUAUUCAAUAAAUGUGUUC
Moneuplotes crassus is the source of this 3798-nucleotide messenger RNA. The record is from the annotation of a GenBank genome assembly. NCBI's taxonomy places the organism in Eukaryota, Ciliophora, Spirotrichea, Euplotida, Euplotidae.